GUUCACCUACACAUAAAAAAAACUUUGAGAAAAAAGCUUCAGUACAAAAAAGUACUUACAUGACAUUUCUCUAUGCACAGAAUUUCAAAUAAUGAUAAUUGUGCUGCUCCUUGUGUUUGAUAUUCUCUGCUACCUAAAAAACGCGGGAAGGAAAUGUGGGGGUUGCUUGCUCUGGUGCGGUCCGCAAAAUAUUUGUUUUAAUUCAUCCUUUAUACCAUAUAAUAUUCGUUUUUCGGUCAACGAUUUCGAUUAUUAUAGAAAAUGUGAACAAGGGACCCUUUAAAGCAACACAUUCCCAGCUAACAGAAUUGCUCAAUUCGAAAAAUAUUUAAUAACCCUCCCUACUUCCCAAUCAUAUUUAAUAUAUUUAUUUCUUCAAGGCACAGGGUUCCUACACGUAUCUACACGUAAAGGGAUGGCACAUGAACAUUUUUAUGCUCGGUGUUUGCUCUCGCUGUAUAUAUUCAUUUCAUUUUCUACUCCUGCGGGAAUUUUUGAAGCUUUUCAAUUGAAAAAAAAAUGUAUACAAAAACCGCUUGCGCACGUGUAGGAACAAAAUACCGUUUGUUGCUUUCUUUUGAAUAUUUUAAAUUUAAUAAUUAUUCAUCUAGACACCUCGUUAAAUUAUUUAUUGAGCGGAAACUUUACGCUAAAAAGUCGGUCUCGUCUUUCAGUAAUUGUACGUUUGUAUCGACGAAUUUAACUGGUGCCCUAUUUAAAUUCGUUUCAUGCGAAAGAAGGGAACCACGAGAGAGACUAACUUAGUAUCUAUAUUUUUAUUAUAAAUUACCCUCUGAUCAAUUUCAGGUACCACCUUCCCGGUAUAUUUGUAGACAAACCGGUCCGAGUUUUUUCCUAUUUUAUGAUAACAUGAAACGUGUGGGUGUAGCAACUGAUAAAAUUUUUUUUUUUCUUUAAAGGAACGAAUAAUUUAUUCAUCACGUGUUUAUACGGCUAUUAUAUCUUAAAUACAGAGUUAUUUUCCCCACAUGUUUGCUUCUUCGAAGUAUACCUAUACGGCGUACUGUAAUGCUUUAGAUUCUUUCCGCUAUGUACGUCUCAAUAAAAAUGUAGCUUACUAUUGCUUAUUUUUUGUUACCCUGCGUUCUCUCGCUGCGAAAAAAAACAAACAGCGAGUAGCAUCGAGAGAUAAAGGCCUCCACGGACGCUCAGUUUUUUAGCACGGGCCAACUGUUCAGACCAAUUUGUGCAGUUUAACUGUACUAUUGCCUGGCCCACACAGACGCAGUUUUAUAGCACAGUUCUUUCUAUACAGCCAACUGGGUAAAUUCACACUCACUAGUUUUGGCACGGUUUUUCUAUACUUAGUAAAAGAAAAUGGCUUCUCGAGAUACGCCAUUAUAUUGCAUUGUGCUUGCCUGUGCAAUAAAGAAAAAGCAAAAAAAGCAACGGUUGGUUCAAAGAAGCAAAUAGACCAAAGAUUGAUUACUCAAAAGAAAUUAUUACUCCUAUGUCAAUUUGCCUGCUGAUUUGAAACUUGAGAAGCAGGAUUGCUUUAACUAUCUAAGAAUGGACGAGAUAACCUACUUGAUAUUAUUGAAACUCGUUCGUUCGGCAAUCAAUUUCAUGUCAUGAGCGGUUAACAGAUUUUUUUUUAACCGCGGCUUCCCUAUUUCCUCCCGUAUCAACUUCUUUGAGUUUUUCGACCAACACAUCAUAGGCUGCGGACUUUUUAUUUCUGUCACUGUAUUCUUUAUUUUUUUUCCAUAAAUAUGGUAAGCUUUUGUAUAUCUCAAUAAAUUCGCUUAAAAACUGUUUGUUAACAUUCGUCAUUUUGUUGCUUACUAUUUUUGGAUUUUAAAUAAACCUUAAAGCUGAACAACUUAACUGAACGAAUCCACACACGCUCAGGUUUCCAAGUUUGCGUAGGCUAAAUUCAAGCACAGUCUGAUUUUGCUCAUGCGAGGCCAACGGCCUGCUCAGUCGGCCGGACGUUCACACAAACUCACCGAUAUGCCUGUACAACUAGGUUUGCACAGGCGGCCUGGAUUAAAAAACUGAGCGUCUGUGGGGGCCUUAAGAAACAAUCCCUUCCGGGCGCGCUGGCGGAAACGUAUUCGUCAGGUAGUUGCUAUCGCAAAAAAUUAUUAACAGCGUCUGAGUGAGUGUGCUUUGUUUAUAUAGAUUAUGCACGAUCUCGGUGACAUAAUAAUCUCGCUCCGCGUAACGACGUCGUUCGGGCUCGCCUCCCGCUCGCGUAAGCGGCGUAUUUGCGAGUGCCGUGUGGGCACUAUAGUUUAUAUCUUAAAAACAAUUAAUAACUUUUGCGGGCGUGUAUCUUAAAAAAAUUAAUUAUGGGCGACCUGGGCGACCCAAUUGUCUCGCUGCGAAAAAAAUAUUAACAGGGAAUAGCGUCGAGAGAUGAAAAACCAUUCCUUCAGGGCGCGCUCAUGAAACGUAUUUUUUGCUGCACCUUUUUAUUUCAUCAGCAAAAAAAACAAAGCGCGAGUGGCAUCUAGAGAUAAGAAACCUCUCAGCGUCUCAUUAUUUAGGUAGAUUACGCGCGACCUCGGUGACCUAAUCAUCUCGCUCCGCGAUAUAAACGCAACGCCGUCAGCUGUGUACAAACACAAAAAACUACCCCCUACCCAUCUUUCGUCAAACAAAUUAAAGAGUUUGGAAUCUUUAAUACUUAGAGGUGACAUCUGGAGACCUAAACAUUAACUAUUAAUGCGCGACAUCUCUCGGCACUAGCCGAACUAAAUUAAAGGGUUGCUUGGGAAUCUGUAAUGCUAAGGGCGACAUCUAGCGGCCAAAAUCUGAACUAUUAAUGCGCGACAUCUCUCGGACACCACCCGAACUAAAUUAAAAGGUUACUUGGGCAUUUGUAAAUUUGCUAUCUAGAAAUCUCCCCGGGGGACGUGGAAUGGCCAAAAGGUCAAAUAAUCACUUAAAAGAGGACUAUCGGACUGUAAGAACAUCAGAAAUUGAAGAAGCAGUUCUAAAUUCUAUUGUUGAAAAUCCUGUGGUACUAUAAACAUUUUAAAAGAUCUGAAUAUCUCGCACAUCUUGGUUUGGAGAACUUAAACAUCAAGAACAAUUUUCAGUAAAUGUCUGGGCUGCAAUUGUUGGAAAUUACUUUAUUGGGCCCUUUUUCCAACCAGAAAGGAUAAAUGGCCAUAAUAAUCGCCGGUUCUUAUAAGACGAUUUACCAAUAUUGCUACCAUAUUUAAAUUUAAAUUUAAAUUUAAUUUAAAUGUUCGUAAAUGACGGCGUGCCUGCUCAAUGUAGAGUUGCACACGUUUAAUAACCGACCGAAUAACCGACAGAUUUAAAUAGUUUCGACUAUUUAUGAAGCGUGUAUCCUUCAAGGUGGUGGACCCUUUAAACAACUUAUCUAAUUUCUAUGUUCUACUUUUUUUCAAAAAGGUUUUGUUAAAAAUUCUUAAUAGUACGUAGUGUCUUUUUUUUUAAAUAAGAAUCGUUUAUUAUUUAUCUUGACGUUAGGAUGUCGUUAUUUCACUGAAACUGUAAAAGUAAACAGAACAGUCUUCAACUUUUUUUUUUUUUGAAAGGCACUAGACUAAACAUCUUACGUUAUAUUAUGACCAUGCAGAGAAGAGGUUUUUAUUUUUUAACGCGUAAACCGUACGUCGGAUUGAAAAAAAUCAAGAAACGAAACUUCUUUAGAAAUGAUUGAUUGGAGAAGUGGUAAAAAUAUUUCACAUCAAAAUAAAUAAAAUUUAGAUACUAUCCAGCUAGUCACUAAAUUCGUAACAUAUGCAAAUUAGGAAGGAUUCCAGAUGUGUAGGUCUGAAAUACAGAAAAACUAUCACUGAAAUUUAUCUGAACUUUACAACAUACCUGUGAUUGCAAAUUUACAUUUUAUUAUACUCUCGCAGUAAAAAACGACGCAAAGUAUUACCACUUGCAAAAAAUUUUAUAUGCGCUAAUUUAGUAAAUUUGCUGUAUCAGAAAAAAACAUCGGGACCCCGCUCGGCGGCGGAGCACACCCUACUCGCGUUGUUUAUCUACUUCUACUUUGAAACGAACUUUUUGAAUAUUUUGUUCAUGGAUUGGGAGUAUUUUGCUUUACUGUAAAUUUGACGUAAAAGAAAAAUAUUCGUUGAUUCUAGAUUUUUAAAAAGAUCGCUGGUGUAAUUCGAAUUUGACACCGAAGUUGGCACUACCACCCUUAUAACUUUUACUUUUUAAAUAUCCUACUUAUGCAAGCAUAAAUUUUUUGUGAAAAUAAUUUCCUGUGCUGCAUUUAAAAGAAAAUUAUUGGUAUACUCUAUUGCACGAUAAAUGGCGAGAAUUUGUCUUGACACCUUAGAAAUUUUAAAAUCAUUUGUGCUUUGGCAUUGGUGGUGUUUUACAUUCAUUAUAUGUUAUGUUUGUGGGUUGAAAAAAAUUUCAUCGACGGAAUUGAGGAGAAUAACGGACAAGCCAGGACGAGGAUAUGAAGGUAAAAUUUACACAGUGCCCGAGUAAAUGAUGGGACCAAACUUUUGCGUUUUGCAGCCUUAUAUACCGGGUGACACAAGAAAGUGGAAACACUCUAUAACUUUUAAAUUGCUAGAGAUAGCGAUUUGAAAUUUCGAAUGGUUAGUUUUGGUUAGUGAAUGUCUAAUUUUUUGACAAUAUGUAGUCAAUGGUUGCAAUUCCGGCUUGAGCAGAAACGAAACUUUCGAAUUUUAAAUUUCACACCCCAUAUUGAUUGCAUUGUUUUUCGCCAAUCAUCCUGUUGGCUUCUUCAGCUUGACUGAAAACUAGUUUCAGUCAAGCUCUCGCUAGCGUUCGACUCAACAAAAACCGACGCUGGAGGAAUCCAGAGGUUUUAUAAAAAGUAUUAGAGUAGCCUGUGGAAGUUUCUUUGAGAAUUUUUUCUUUAUUUGUCUAAUAGCAAAUAGCAUUUAAUGUAAUGAUCUAUAAAUCUCUUAGGAUAACUUAGUUUUAUCAAAUAGUGAGAAUAAACACUCUUUAAAACCGGUACUUUUUUUUGCAACAUUUUGACACCAAAAUUUUUAAAAUCCGUUAAAAAAUAAGCUCACAGGAAGAAAAAAUGAGAUACGUAAAUACAUUUUUAUAAAAACAAAAUAUUACUUAAGUAGUUUUGCUUCCAUCCAACAUCAAGUAUGAUUAAAAAUUCUGACAGUUUGUACAUUUCUAUCUGAUAAUCGAUUUUGUCGUGUUAAUCAAUAAUCAAUUUACAAAUGGAGAAAUAGUUGAUAUGUUUCUGAUAUACGGGGAAUGCAGAGAAAACUCUCGACAGGCCCGUGCAUUGUAUGCAGCCCGCUAUCCAGGCCGUCACACGGUGGGUCAGGGAACGCCCCCUAAAUUAUUUCGUACAAUGAUUUCCUUAUCACACACUAAUUACACUCAAACAGGCGAUUUAAGUCGUCUUGUUAUCACGGAAACGUCAACAAUAUUUUUUUAACGUUUUUUGUCAGUGUCAUUUUCAGAAUGUUUUAUUCAUACAAAUUUGUGUGAAAAGUAGAGGGGAUUUUUUAAAAAGAAAUUAGCUUUUGACAAAAUUCAAAAUGCAGGAAGCCAGUAAAGGUAAGUUUUGAGACUAAUUUUAUGCUGAGUAAACUACUCUAAGGCAAUUAUCCUUAAAAAAUUCUACAUUGCUUUGAGUCAUAUUAAAAAAAAUAGGCCAAAAAAGUAUAUUUUUCGUUAUAAGCUUUGACCUAUGUAGCCAAACUUAUUGGAAGAAAUUUCACUUCGCGAGAAAUCGAUCAAGGUUUUAAACCAAAAUAUUUUUUAUCCGCCAUCUUAAAAUCAAAGAUGGCAGUUAAAUUCAAAGUCGAUUUUUUAGACAGAUCCGUUUAUUUUUAUAUUUUGAGAAACUUUUUAUCCUUUUUUUAAUUACUAGGAAAGCUCUAUUUCCGCCACACACAACGUGCUAGCAGUUGCUAAAAUCAGAUCAGCCCGUUUCAAAAAUAUUACUUGUUAACAUGGCAGCCUAGCUCAGCUCCAAAUCAACGCUUUUACUUUAUUUCAUCUAUCUGUUCGUUUCUUUACAACAAUUGAACUAAAAUGUGGUUCGUUCUUUUUUAGAAUUUAAAAAUCACUCGAAAUCAAAACCAAAAAAUUAAUCUUUGCAAAUAAUUAUUUUUUCCAAUUUCGAAGAAAAUGACAGGCGGCAAACAGGAAUAAAAAUGGAUUUUUGACGAGGUAUGCAGAAUAACUGGAAACAAAUGUAACAAUACCGAGCAAUAAACCAAAAACUUCCACCGUGGGCUGACAAAAAAUAAAUUUUGACAUUUUAAGCUAUGGAGGGAAAUAUGAAUGAACGAAACAAGUCCGAGAAUGUGAAACCAACGAACUUGUAUUUGCUGCAGAAAUAAGUUUAAGAGCUUCGGGUAAACCAGCAGCGGCAAAUUUAUAGGCUCAAAUAGCAAACUCAUUCAACGAGUCAGUCCAACAUUUAAAAUUAUCAAAUAAUAACAAUAGGACAAGACAACCCAAGCGACAAAUCAACUGUUUCGAAACAAUGCCAAGGAAAACAAGUUAAAUUUAUAUAAUAAUGAUAUUCGAAACGCUAAACAAUCCUGUACCCCUCAGAAAUCACUGCUACAGUUGUUGAGCUUUCCUCCGAUAAUUUUGAUGUAAAUAAUAAUUAUAAUUAUACUCAAAAAAUUAAAAAAACGAAAAAACGCUUAUAUGGCAAAUUCCGCGCCCUUCUUCAACUGUUUAUUGCAAAUCUAUCAAAAUGCAAUUAAAAAAAACAACAACUGAAAUAUAAAUAAUACAAAAUCUUCAUACAACUCUUUACUUUUGUCCUGUUCCUUUAGAAUUAUACUCAAAAAAUUUAAAAAACGAAAAAACGCUUAUAUGGCAAAAUGCGCGCCCUUCUUCAACUGUUUAUUGCAGAUCUAUCAAAAUGCAAUUAAAAAAAAAACAACUGAAAUAUAAAUAAUACAAAAUCUUCAUACAACUGGAGUUGUAGUAAGUGAGCAUUUGACUGUUUUCAUAAAACAUGAGUUAAUAAUGUAAAUGACUGAUGGCAAAAUGGUUAGUGCCUUGACAAAUACAUCGUCACAGAAGUGUUACAUAUGUGAGGCUCUCAAUUCGCAAAUGAAUAGCACAGAUGAGGUAGUAAAAAUAUCAUAAAGGAUGGCCAUUUAAAUUUUUGAAUGUCUACCUUACAUGCGUGGAUUCGCUGCCUGGAAUGCCUGCUUAAGAUAAGCUACCGCUUAAAUUUACAAAAAUGGCGAAUUACUGAAGAGGAUAAAAUUGUAAUUCAAAACGAAAAGCAAAGGAUUCAAAGAGACUUUUGAAAUCGCUUAGGCAUGAUAGCAGAUCAUGUAAAACAAGGUGUUGGUAUAAGUAAUGAUGGAAAUACAGCACGCAAUUUUUUUAAAAAAUUAUAAUAUCUAUUGAAAUAACCGGUUUGGACCAAAAUUUAAUAUGUCGAUUUUUUGUAAUUUUACAAAUGAUUGCCAGCGGACUUAACACUGAUAUCAAUAAUUUUAAAUCAUAUUCUUUGGAAACAGCCAAACAAUUUGUAUUUCUUUAUCCCUGGUACAAAAUGCCCGUUACUAUACAUAAAAUUCUUAUUCAUGGGGGAGAACUUAUUGAAUAAUAUCCUGAGUACAGAUGAUGCAGGGAACAUCAUGCAAGAAAAAUGGGCAGCGUCGACACUAACACUGAUGUGUUCCAAAAUUUAUUAAUCUCUUCGGACCCGCGUAUAACAAGUUUAAGAAAACUUACCUAAAAAGAAAAAUCUAGUUUAGCCACAGUGCUGAUAAUAGUAGUAGUGAUUCUGAGUAGGCAUAUUUUAUUUAAAAAAAUAGCUCAUCUUUAUAACAGUAUGAUUUUUUCAGAGUUAGUAUUAAGUGUUUCCUAUUUAUUAUAGUUAAAUAAUUAAUAUAUAAAUUUCUUUUCUUUUUUUUGUUGAGCGAUAAUUUGAUUCAUGCAAGACAUGGUUAUUAUUUUUGGCAUUUCAGUAGUGAAAGGUAUUGUCAUAACUUUUGUUUACUAUGGUUUGUCAUCUCUUUUGACACUAAGACUAACUAUAAAUCAAAACCUUAUUGCAAAGCAAUGGUUUAACUUUUGUAAAGUUAUGACUAAUGCAAAAAUUGUAACAAAAACAGAGCAAAGUCCUUAACUGAAUGAUAUUUUAGAUGUAUUUUAAUGAUAUUUUAGAUGUAGAAACACCCUGUUAUUGUUUUAUUUCGUUUCUUUCAAGCAAAAAAACUUAAAUAUUAAAAAAAACGAAAACAAUAUUUUGUUUUAUCUAUAUUAAAUAAAUAACGUUUUUUUUUGUUACACUGUUAAAUUUGGGAAACCCUGUAUUUUUUUAUUUACUUAAAUAUUGAAUCUUUUUGUGAUCACCUUGUAUAAAAAUUAUAUAGUAAUUAAAGUUUGAUAUUCGUAAUAUUUUCUUCUUUUUAUUGUUGUGUUGUUAAUAUUAAGUAAAAUUUAUUAUAUUAGCCACCACCUAGGGUUUCCCUUGCCCACUGUGCGACGCUUUCCUGCACAUUCUUUCUUCAGAAAGCUGGAAUUGAAAAUGAGAAAUCCACAAAAUAAUCGACAUGAUAUUUUAUUAUAAGUGAAGAAAUGGAAAUUAAUGUUGUGGGAUACGUCAACGUAAAUCCAGCUGCGUCGCUAAGAGAAGUGGCAUUAGAAUUAGAGAUCUCAAGAGAAUCAGUAAGGAGAAUUUAAAAAAAAUUCAUUAUUUAAAGUAUAACCUUCAUCAACAUCUUUAUGAAGCUGCCUUUGUAAGAAGACUUCGAUAUUGUAAUUGGCUGUUAGAUAAACAUGAUGAGAAUAAUAUUUUCAUUAACUUAAUUUUGUUCACUGAUGAGUCAUGACCUCAGAACAACAGAUACAGGUCUCUAAAUAAUCAAAAGAAUUAUUCGUCCCGGACAGUUUCAACAAGGGUUCGGAAUCAAUGUUUGAACAAACGUGAUAGGAAGGCGAAUUGUUGCAUUUUUUUUUUUUUUCACGGAGCCGUAACUAGUGCACGAUAGUUAGAAUUCCUAAAAAUUUUAGAGAUGUCACUGAACACCUACGUGAUGUUUAUGGGGAUAGACUAAUCUCAAGACACGGUCCAGUCAAUUGACCCCCACGGUCACCGGACUUGACACCGUUAAUUUUUUUUGUUUGGUGGUACGUGAAAGAUCGUGUUUAUGUAACUCCAGUGUUAGACCUACAAGAACUACAGCAGAGAAUAUCUGCAUUUGAUAGUAUAACUCCCGAAAUGUUAGGAAGGGCUACAGCGAAUGUAAGUUCUAGAGUCAGGGAGUGUCAUAUACAGGAAGGAGUACAUUUUGAAAACAUUCAAGUUUCAUCUAAAAAUAAAUUGGUUAUUAAGUAAAUAUCAAUCGCACUUAUUUAAUUUAAAUAAAUAACAAAACUCCAUUUCCAAAAUAAAUGAAUGUGAUGUUUUGUUUGUUUCAAUGUAAAACUUGUCUUACAGUAACACACGUUGAUAUACCACUUUCAAAUCGAUUGUACCGACAUUGUUGAUGUUUCAUUUUCUAACAGAUUUUCAAAAUAUUGUGUUAAAUUAUUCCAGAAAGUGACAGAUUUGAAAAGAAAAAAAAUAUUUCUAUUCUCUUGUUCUUCUGAGUUUCAGGUAAAAAGUGCUUGUAGCUUAUGAUUUACGUAUAUACAUACAAUACUUACGUUAGUUUUUCACUGUAUUCCUAUAUUCCAAAAAAAUAUCAACUUUUUACCAUAAUAAAACACUUUCAACAAAAAAUUCUAAUCGUGAAAGAGAAAAACUGUCCUAACAUUUAUAUCAUUGUGCCAUUUAAAAUUCGAAAGUUACUGUCGUUUCCGUUCAAACCGGGAGUGCAACCAUUAACUACAUAUUGCCAAAAAAUUGGAUAUUCAGACUAUAUUAACCCUUCCAAAUUUCAAGUCGCUAUCUAAAGCCAUUUAAAGUUAUAGAGUGUUCUCACUUUAUGUGUCACCCGGUGUAACACGGUGAAAUGUGGCAUGCACGUAUAUAAUUAAAAUAUCUAUUUUUUGACAUAAAAACAAUAUGUCAAAAGGGCCAAAUAACAACGGAGCACCAUUUUAUCUUAUUUUUUAUUUUAAGAGGGGUCAUAUGAUAGCUGGUAUUAAAGGUCUUUUCAUGUUUUACUCGCAUACCAAUUUUGAAAACAUUCGAUUCGUCAGUUUUGCAAGACAGUCAUGAAUGCUUUGAUAUGCUUAAUUAUUAUUCAUUUAUUACUUAACAGUAGCUGAAAUUAAAAAAAAUAAAUAGUUUAAUCAUUUUAUCAACUAUUUACCACCUUGUGGUUUUUGACAAUAAUAAAAUCUGUCACUAAACUCGAUCUUAACAUUAUACAAAGUUUCUGGAGGAACUACACUGCAAAUAUUUCGAACUCGGUCUUUUAGAUCUUCAACUGAAUUUGGUUUUGUAACAUAAAUUUUUAAAAAGUCCAUGGGUUUAAGUCUGGUGACCGAGUGACCGUCCUGCUGAAAAACUAUGUCUCUUUGAAAACCAGUUCGGUUGUUUGCUACAACUGUUUGAAUAUGUGGAUUAAUUCCAUUUUGUACCAUAUCACGGCAACGUUCAGCAGUAAGAUUAUAAUCGAAAAAUAUUGACCAAAAAUAUGAUUAGCAAGUAAACAUUUAUUUUUUGCGGAUAUUGUGUGAUAAUCUCGGAAAUCAUGUGGACUUUCAUCCAAAUAAAAUUGUGAUUCAUCACUACAACAUACGUAGUGGACAUGCUUUGUAACCUGAAUAAUUGUCCGGAUUUUCUUCUGACAGCUGAUGUACUAAACUUAAUUUGUAGGGGUGAAACUUUUGUUUUCUAAGGUACUUAGGUACAGUUUUUGCAGAGACGGCACAUUUCUCAGCGAUAUUGUGCCACUAGUAAAAAAUUUGUUUAGCACUUUUUGAAAUAUUGCCGUGUGAUGAGAUUUUCAUUUUUCAUUAAAAAUUCUAACUGCUUCAUGUAAAUUGCGAUAGAAUUCACCAAAAUCAGAAUAGCUUCAGUUUUUUGCUAGAAUACUUAACUUACUAACAAAACGACGAACUUAAAACUACCGAUAGAACAUGGCGAAAACGUUAGCUAGUUCGGCUCAAAAAAACCGACGCAGGAGGAAUCCAGAAGUUUUAUAAAAGGUGUUACACUAGCCUGUGGAAGUUUCUUUGAAAAUUUAAGUUUAAAUUGACUUGACGCACUGAUAAAACGAUUAAAUAUUUUGACAUUGACAAGUGAAAAUAAUCUAACAUAACCUGGCACUCUCUAAUGCUAUAUUCACCUUACAAUAAUAAUUAUUAUUAUUUGUAUUAAAUGAAAUUGUAAUUAAAAAUUUCGUCAUGCAAGAAUUGACAAAUCAAAUGUUUUCAAAAUUGGUAUGCGAACAGAACGUGGGAAAACAAUCCUACUAUUUUGAGACAUUGUUUACAUGUCAAAAAUUAAACAUUUUAAUUAUACAAGGUGUUUCAUAAUUGAAGGUCAAUAAUUAAGGGAGAUAUUUUUGGGUCCACUUUAAAUAGAAACAUUUGUCCUAAAUGUCUUAAGUUUUGAGAUACGGGGUGGUAAAAUUUUCAAAAAUUAAAUAUAUAUUUUUUUUAAUAUCUGUAAUACCACUACAGAUAUUUUAAUACAAUUUGGCACACAUUAUUUAGUACACCACAUUUAUUUUAUUGCACCAGGGAAUUUCACAUGUCCAUUUUGGUAAAAUAGAUGUUACACCACUGAUUUCUCAUAAAAUAAAAAUUAUUCUUACAAUCUCCAAUUAUUUCGAAAGAAAUUUAAUUGAUUUUUUUCGGUCGGUGUACGGUUUUCGCUUUAAAAAAUAAAAAGGGCACUUUUAUAAUAAUAAUAGUCUUUGUUUCUUGACACUUCAAAGAAAAUAUGACAAUUAAAAAAAUGAAGAAAGGGGGGUACAAACAGCUACAACCCCAACUAAUCUAGUUUGUAUGUUCUACUUUUAUCAAAAAGCUUGUUUUAUUUUAUUUAUUAUUUUAUUAACAGACAUUUUUGUUAAAAAUUACAAUUUUUUUUUAAGAGUUUAUUAUUUAUCUUGCUAGGAUGUUAUUUCAUUAAAACUGUAAAGUCAAAAGAACAGUUUUCUAAGAUAUUUUUUGUCUAAAGGACACGUUGGUACACAAAAAACAAGUUCUCGAUUUAACAAGUGCAGUGGCCACCUAAUUAACCAAAAUAUUAUUUGUUCAUAGACAGUCAGUGGCACGCAACUGAUUAUCUUUUUUAAAAAAAUGACAUUUGCAUUCAUUUAUGAGCAGAUUUGAUCUCUUACUUUUUUUUUAGUCCGUCGCACGGUUUUCACUUAAAAAUAAAAACUAAUUUCUCUGCAUGCUGUCAGAUUAACGAUAUUGUUAUGAAUAUGCAGAAAAGAGGUUUUUAUCUUUUUAAGAGAAUGAUUGGCGAUUGUAAGAACAAAUCAGUGGUCUAACAUCAAUGUCUGCCAAAAUAGACAGGUGAAAUUCCGUACGCCCGCCACUAGUGUGUUUUAAAAAAAAAUGUGGUACACUAAAUAAUGCCUUUUGACAGAUAGUAGAUGUGUGCCAAAUUUCAUUAAAAUAUCUAAAGAGGUGUUACAGAUAUUAAAAAAAUGUUUUUUAUUUUUGAAAACUUUACCACCCUGAAUCUUAAAAAUAAAGACGUGUCAGACAUAAGUUCAUAUGAAGUUUUUUUUUUUAAUGAACCCAAAUAUCGCCAACUUAAUUAUUAGCAUUCAAUAAGAAAACUCCCUGUAUACGUGCAUGCCAAACUUCAUCGUGCUAUAUACAAGGGUACAAAAAAUAAAAGGGGGUACCACCAUUAACGUGGGCAUGUAUAAAAACUUUUCGUUUUUAUGUAACUUCUACCUAUUUAAAUUUUAAAAAUGAUAUCAGUCAUAGUUUACUUUAACAUUUCUGGAACUUAGAACUGGAACAUAGUAAAUAAAAAAAUCCGCCAAUUCUGGCAGUCGUGAAACAUUGCGCCAACUUCCGCACAAAGUCGGAUUUAGAUUUAAAAAUAUUGACAAUUGUGGCAUUAAAGAGAGCCAACGAUUUCUGGAAUGGAAACAAAAUUAUUUAACUCAAAUUCAUAAAGUUCGCGUAGAAAAACGAAGUAUAUAUUAUUUAGACGAGACUUCAUUCGACGCCUAUAAUAAGUGUUAGAGCUCGUUAUUUGACCGUGGUCAAUUGACCUCUUAAUUGACUAAUCAAAUUCGGUGAAAACGUUUUAAAUAAUAUCUUGCAAUUGUAGUCUUAUCUAUCAUUAUUUAAUAAUAUAUGUAAUUUAAUAUACAAAUUACUGUGCGUUUGUGAUGUCCAAUUUACCUAUAACCCUCUUCAAUGAAUACCCAAAUUCGAUAUUUAGCGAUUCAGGGAAUCCCAAUAAUACCGACUCCAUUUAGUUCUCAGAACGACGCGACGACGACGUGACGCACAAUAACAACCCGAUUUUCGGCAUUUUAUUCUUGUCAGCGGCAGUAGUGUGUUGAGGAAUUAAAUGCAACGCCGUCAAAAAUGAAUUUAGGUAAAAGUAAAAGUAGAAUUUGGAAUUGCUUUACAGAGAUAAGAGACGGAAGCAAAGUUAAAGGGAUUUGCAAGUACUGCGGAGCAAUUUAUGUUACCCAUGCCGAUAGGAUGACAAAGCAUAUAAUUAAACAGUGUAAAUUAGUUCCAGAAGUUGUGCGGAAAGAAUAUUAUGAAAGGACAAAGACCAAUUUGAUCGAAUACAAAUUAACCGAAGGAACGUUAAGUGUAAAAAACAAAAGGCUUCAUUCAGAAAUUGAUCACAAUCCCUCGGAAAACGCGAGUAUUUGUCCUAGUUCUUCCCAGACUAGCUCUCAACAUUUCAAAAUACAAAAACUAACAUCUUUUGAUAAUAUAAGUGAACCUGAACAAUCUGCGCUACAAACUCUCUUCUGUGAAGCUGUUUACUCAUCGAAUUGCGCUCUGUCAAUGUUCGAGUCAGAUAAAUGGAAACAAUUUUUUGGAAAACUGCGCCCAGCUUUUAAAAUUCCCGAUAGAAAAACUAUCGCUAGUUCUCAGCUUGAUAAAUGCUACAACAAAAUAAAGAGUAAUAUCCAAGAAAUUCUUGAUAAUGAGAAUAACAUAACUUUAAUGAGCGAUGGUUGGACUAAUGUCAGAAACGAAGGCAUAAUUAACUACAUGCUGCAUACGAAGCAAGGAGAUUUCUUCUAUGACUUUUCACAACCUCAAGGUUUCCGGCACACGGGACAAUACAUUGCCGGUGAAAUUACAAGAAUUAUUAAAAAAAUUGGUGGAAGUAAGAUUACCUCUCUGGUAACCGACGAUGCAGCAAAUAUGCAAGCGGCUUGGGUUGAAUUAAAAGCAACAUACCCAAAUCUACAAACAUACGGCUGCGUUUCUCAUACUUUGAAUUCAUUGCUGAAAGAUCUUGAAUCACUUACAACACUUUCUGAUCAUAUCAGUGUUUCUAAGGAAAUCGUUAAUUUUUUUACAUUCAAACAUAUUCCCAAUGCCGUAUUGAAUGAAAAGCAGGGACAGCAGGGCAAUAAUUCUAAAUCUCUUAAAUUACCAGUGACGACUAGAUGGGGUAGUGUCAAAUGUAUGGAAAGUGUUCAAGCCAAUAAACAGCUACUUAUGGAAUGUUUAAUUAACCCUGAGGUAGAAUCCCUGACAACAAAUAAAAUAAAGUCCACCAUACUCAAUGAUGUAUUUUGGAAUCGAAAUAUUAGGUUUAUUGACUUAUUGAAUCCUGUUGUUCGUUUGCUUGCCUUUAUGGAAAAUAGUUAUGCCACUUUAUCGGAUGUCCGUCACAAACUGUACUUGAUAAAAGAGCACAUUAAUACAUUUGUUUCAGUGAGUCCUUUACUUAGUGAAGAAAAAAUACCAACUGCAUCGGUAAUCAGAAGAAUUGACAUGGCGUGUACAGACACGCACAAUGCAGCAUAUUUACUCGAUCCUAGAUAUAAAGGAGAGAAUUUAGCUCCAGAAGAACUGCAACGCGCCACUACGUUAAUCGUACAACUUAGUGGCAAUAAAUCCGAAAUUGAAAUACUUGGGGAGAUAUCAAAUUUUAGAUCAUCAUCAAAUUUAUUCAAUAAUCGAAUAAUAUGGACAGCCGUAAAAAGUAUCAAAUCAGUAUGUAACACAUCAUCAGAUAUUACACCAUCAGCUUGGUGGGAGAGUUGGCAGAAUAAAUCGGUACUUUACAUGGCUGCAUCAAAAUUACUAAAAAUGCCGGCCUCCCUAGCUUAUUGUGAAAGGAACUGGUCAACUUGGGGAAUUGUUAAUAAUACUUCACUAAACAGAUUGACACGAUCUAGAAAACUUGUUUAUGUUAAACAUAAUUUAAAUAUAAUAAACAAAAAUGGAAGGUCAUCUUCUGAAGCUGACAUGUCUUCGGACAUUGACAUCAAUGACAUGGACUCUGAAGAUGAGAUCUUACCACUGUCUAUUUCUCUUAAUAAUUAAACAUGUUUAAUAUUUUUCGUUUGUGCUGUGUCUAUUUUAAGUUACAAUAGAAAUAUAAAGUAUAUUUUGGUUAAUUUUCUAAUUUUUAUUAGUUUUUUUUUUGUUAAGAUGAUAAUGUUUUUUAUUUAUAUAUUAUUUCAAUGAUUAUAUGAAAUAAAGUACUAAUUUGUUUUAAUUCAAUUCUUUGCACUUUUAAAAUUACUUUGGUCAAUUGACAAAAAAAUUGACCGGCCAAUUCCACAACGCAACCCAUAACACUAUAAAGAAUGGGUGGCAAAAAUCUUUAUCGAACUGAGUUUUGAACGUAUCCACUUCUAGAGGAAAAAAUAUUAAAGACAUGACAAGUGAACUUGUUGAAAAUUGGGUAAAAAAUUGUUUUCAUUCAUAUAUCCAACCAGGCAGCAUAAUAAUUUAUGAUAAUGCUAAUUGUCAUCACAUCUAAGCUACAAAAGUACCAACGAUCGGCAGCGAAGAGGUAUUGCAAGAGCUUCUUAGUUAGCAAGAUUUUUUUUUUAACAUACUUAUACAAAAAGAAACUAGUUGAAGUUUAAAGCACCAAAUCGUAUGACUGCUAUUUGAAUCCUAGAAUGCAAUAUAAUACAAAUAUAAACGCUAAUUUAUUAAUAAGUUAAGCUCAAUAUUAAAAACGACCUAAUGAAUCAACAGUUGAAGCCCUAUUUUUAACUUAUAGCUUUAAUUGAAUCAUUGAAACGCUGUGCAGUGUAUUUCCAUAUUUUCUCACCUAGCCCUAUUUGCAUUUUUUUUGUUUACAUAUAUACAACAAAAUAUCGAAUUUUUUAUCAAGUGAAAACAUUAUUCUUUUAUUGAAUUUUGAACAAUAAUCUUCAAGAUAUACCACAACUGUUAUGGUUAAACAAAAGACGUGGCGUUGGUAUGACGCCACGAUGAUGCAUAGCCAACUAUGUGAGGAUUUGAUUUCUGACCAAUCCUGAGCUUAAUGCAAAAAAAUUAACUAUAACAUAUUUUUGAAAUCGGCGUAAAAGGUCCUUUCUUUUUAUGACACGACGUACAAGCCAUCCUUUUUUCUUAAAUAACUCGAAUUUACUACACUUUUUGGUACACCAUGUAUAUAAGUAGGUAUGUUAUAUUAGAUCUUCCCAUCAAGUCCUAUAAUUUUUGCAUUAAACUUCUUAACCUUUAAUAACCUCCAUACUAUCACCAACUUGCACUUUCCAACUAGUACGCUUGCUAAAUAUAUACAAAUUAAAUUUUAAAAAUAGGUAUAUUUAUACUGAACCUUUAAGUUCAGUAGUUUUCAACAUUACGCCUUAAAGGAUCUGUAGAUAGAUGUAAAUUCAGAUUUGGGUAGAUCUUAACUUCCUUCUAUUUCAAAAAUCAAGCAGCCUAGAAGUGUCAUUGCCGGUUAUAAAAAUUAUUAUUAACUAACUGCUUGCUGAAGACAAGGAAUAAUUUCUUUGGUAGCUGACAGUAAGACUUCUAAACUGCUUCAUUUUAAAAAUAUAAAUCCCUUAAGAUCCCAUUUAAAACUUUUCGGCGUCACCACUUGUAAUAUAAAAAAGAUAGACAAUCAAUUUUCAUCUAUAGAAAAACAAUUUCUGCCUUAUUAUGACAAAAAAAUGGUGUAGUUGUGAAAGGAGAAGCGUGAAUGACAUGACAUUAGUCAUAAAAACAAGAAAGAAAAUAUACUUUAACAUGUGCUCUUUGCUUCUAUUGAUAUUUGCCUUGUUAGUUUGAUAUUGACCCAUAUAAAAUGGUAAUGACUAUAUCAAAUGACACAAAAGUCGAAAUACAAAUAAUAGUCCCAAAGUCCUACAUUCUAUUUGUCUUAAAAAUUAAAUUAAAGUUAGCGAAGAUCAAAAGCUGAUAAUUUCUUGCUGGAGAUAAGUUAGAAGAGACUAAAAAUGUUCUGAACAAAACAGAAAACCAACCAAAAGUAAUUCCAUGGUAUAAAUUUAAUCAUAAUACCUCAAAACCUGCAAGAUUGAUACAGAACAAACUUAAAAAAAAAAACUGAAACUAACUGACUCAGUGCCAUUUACCAACCCAUGCCGCUAAAAUCUUGAUACACAUUUCAUUCCAAAUACUUUUUAUGGUUCUCUUUUAGCUUUGAAUACAAGAUAAUACAAAUAUUUCUCCAAGAACCUUGUGCUAGCGAUAAAUCAGCCUUAAAACACAAAAGUAUCUAUUAAAAUAUUUUUUUUUUAUUGCUUAAAUUUGUAAAAAAAAGAUCUUACAUCAUCAUUCAAAAAACCUUGUUUAAA
Messenger RNA from Cylas formicarius (sweet potato weevil), 17594 nucleotides. RefSeq lists its product as uncharacterized. The transcript is spliced from 2 exons. Lineage: Eukaryota; Metazoa; Arthropoda; Insecta; Coleoptera; Brentidae. The record is from RefSeq and is a predicted model, not a curated record. Gene Ontology annotation, molecular function: DNA binding. Bases 13414 to 15351 code for a protein of 645 amino acids.